Molecule: messenger RNA, 4401 nt
Organism: Bombyx mandarina (wild silkworm)
Lineage: Eukaryota; Metazoa; Arthropoda; Insecta; Lepidoptera; Bombycidae
Product: adenylate cyclase type 2
Biological process (GO): adenylate cyclase-inhibiting G protein-coupled receptor signaling pathway; cAMP biosynthetic process; intracellular signal transduction
Cellular component (GO): plasma membrane
Molecular function (GO): adenylate cyclase activity
Source: RefSeq, a predicted model, not a curated record
ACAUGUAGACGUGUGCUAAAUAAAAAAAAAAUAUGUAUAUAUACGCGCGAUGAAUCACAAAUUACACGCUUUAAUAUCCGUGAGAAAUGACGCGCUUUGUAUUUUGAACGAUUUUUUCCAUUGGUUGCACCGUUUCGUUGUGUACAGUUUAAAAUUCGAUAAUGUUUAAGUGAAGUGAAAACCGAAAAUCCUAAAAAUGAUAUGUUAAAUCGAAUGAAUGAAUUUAACUUUUACGUCAUCGCAAUAAUUUUGAUGAGUGCCAAUAAAUUACCACCUACGACAUACAUAUGUAUAAGCGACAUAAAUAUGUUUUCGUGAAAAUGCCGAAUUGAUAUCUAAAGUUGAGAACGUCUUGUGAAAGUAAUAUAAUUUAUUGUUAUUACGUUUUUUUUUUCAAAAUGGCAGAUCCCGAAAAUGCUGCACAAAAAGAAGUUAUUGAAGAGGAGGAGGGAACGGAAUUGGAACUAGAGGCAUUAUACAGAAGAUACUGUGUCCGACUCAAGCAUGCGCUAUUUGUGUCAGCACUGUGUGUUACGUUAGCGUGUUGCGUCACAUUGCUGACGAUCGUCUGCAUUCAGCAUUCACAAGAACUGUCAACGCAAGUGAAGGCCAUCACGACUCUCUCGGUCAUAACCUUCGUGCUCACGAUAGUUCUGUGCUUGGAGCUGCUGCCGGCUGCAGCAGAGUGUGAGACCUUGGCGCUAUCAGGCUCGUUACUUGUGACAGUAUGCCUUGGGGCUGGUACUCUUGUAGCAACCAAUCACGCACCGCUGCCUCUCUUUGCUUUGAUUUUGAUGGUGCACACGAUGAUGCCCAUAGCUAGAACGAUAGCGUUGGUUAUCUCUGCUGUCCUGACGGUCGCCUACGCGGCUUUAGCGGUCGGGGUGCGUCCCGAGACCGAAGUGCAUUUUUAUCAUCAGUUGGUGUGCGAGUUAGCGCUUCUGCUCUCCGCAAGUGGGAUCGGAAUGUACUACCGCGCGCUGACCGAGAGGGCGCACCGGAAUACCUUCGCCGGAACCAGGACUUGUCUUGAACAGCGUGUGAAGUUGGAGUGUGAGAGAGAGCAGCAGGAACGACUGCUUCUCUCCGUCAUACCAGCGUAUAUUGCUGCUGAGGUAAAACGUUCGAUUAUGUUGAAAAUGGCGGACGCGUGCGUCGACACGUCGAAGCAGACACGUUUCCACAAGAUGCACGUGCAGAGACACAACAACGUCAGCAUACUGUACGCCGACAUCGUGAACUUCACGCCGUUGUCGGAACGACUCAGCGCAUCGGAUCUGGUGAAGACUCUGAACGAACUAUUCGGGAGGUUCGAUCAAAUUGCACAGGAAAAUCAGUGUAUGAGAAUCAAGAUCUUGGGUGAUUGCUACUACUGCGUCUCUGGCUUGCCAGUUUCAAGACCUAACCAUGCUUUCAACUGCGUCAAUAUGGGCCUACAAAUGAUUGACGCUAUCAGAUUCGUCCGUGAAGCGACAGGCUUUAACGUGGACAUGCGCAUCGGAAUUCAUACUGGGAACGUCCUUUGCGGCGUGUUGGGACUUCGGAAGUGGCAGUUCGACGUUUGGAGCGAUGACGUCACGUUGGCGAAUCACAUGGAAUCCGGCGGUAUUGCCGGGCGUGUGCACAUUACGAAAGCAACGAUGCUUCAAUUGGGUGGAAAAUUCGAAGUGGAACCAGGAGACGGUGCGUCGCGUGAGGGAUACCUCGCUGAUCACAAAGUGGAAACGUACCUUAUUGUUCCUCCGAAGAAGCCUUCGGAAAACGGUCGCCUCUCCAUAUGCACGGUAGAUCGCAAAGCCAGUAUUGUUUCAUCGUUGUACCAAGAAACUUCGCCAACGAGAGCGAAAGACAACAUUAGUCCGGUACCCUCGCAGCACAGCUUCGUUGAAGACAGCGUCAAAGUUCUCAGAUCAGAGUCGAUGAGAGUGGAGCCAGCGCGAACGGAGUCCAUUAGAAUUGUCGGUGACCUGAGCCGAAGAGCUUCGGUAAGAGUGGACGGUCCAAAAUCAGUGGCCUUUGAAAGUGGUCAUGUGGCGACCAGCUCUGGUGAAGGCCUCAGCAAUGGAAGCGCGGUUGCUAUUAAGCCAAAGAGUCGAAGUGGUUCCAUUAUUGGAGCCAUCAGCCCUAUCAUGGGAACUGCUACUCCCGGGAUUCCUUCGCGAUCUCGUCCUUCGAGUAGAAUGACAAAAUACGUAGAAUGUUGGGGAGCUGACAAACCUUUCGCUAACAUAACUGAUUCUACUCUAGCGAAAAACAUUGGAAUCUCUAGCUUAGCAAUGAUCGAACAGAACUUACUGCCUCAGCGUACCAAUUGUUGUGAUUGCAGCAACAACACCGAAGGCAUAAACCGUGUGACGCUCUGGUUCAAGAACAGCAAUCAGGAACGACAAUAUAGGAACCAAUCGGACACGCAGUUCAAGUAUAACAUCGCCUGCGCAUCGCUACUGUUCACUUUAUUGGCAUUCACCCAACUACUCACCGUACCGAAGGGCAUAGUUCUGUACGCGUCGUUCGGUCCAACGUUUGUAACGUUGCUGGUAUUCGUGUAUUUGUCUUGGUAUGAUGAUAAUCUCUUCAAGAGGGGCCUCCGUCCACUCUCGGAUGUACCGAUCAUGGACGACUUAUACGCCGACACAUGCACAAAACCUGGACAGGUUGUAGCUAGCAAUCGCUUCAUAAGGCUUACGAUGUUCCUCGUGUCCGUCGCACUGAUUGGAGCCUGUGCGGUUAUCAAUUUGUUCCAAACGUACGUAUUCGAAGAAGAUUCAAUCGAAUUAACGAAUGCGACUGAAAACCGAAACAUAUCGGAGGAAUUCAACAUCAGCGCCGCACCGGUCGAAGAAUUGGCGAGGUUCAAUCAAUUCGAUUCGGCGCCGAGCUACGUGUAUAGCUCGGUGUUCACUCUGGCUUCCAUCUCGGUGUUCCUUCGGAUCGGCUACGUCCUCAAGCUGCUGAUGAUGUGCAUCACCCUCGCCGCUCACAUCACGCUGUUCGUCUCUGCCGAGGUCUUCAGCGAAUAUUUUAGCGGCGACAUGGAGUAUGAGUUCUCCAUGUUCCCGUACGCCGCGAAGACAGGCAUGAUCCUCAUAUUCUUGGCGGUGCUGCUGCACAUCCUCGACCGCCAGAUAGAGUUCACCUCCCGCACUGACUUCCUCUGGAAAGACAAGUUGAAGUUCGAACAGGAGGAAGUCGAGACUAUGAGAGGAAUUAACAAGAUUCUUCUUGAGAACAUCCUACCGGCUCACGUCGCUGAGCAUUUCCUCACGUCAGUCGCUUCAGAGGAGGACCUUUAUCACGAGCGCUACUCGAGUAUAGCGGUCAUGUUCGCUUCGAUACCGAACUACAAGGAGUUUUACGACGAGACCGACGUCAACAAGCAAGGGCUCGAGUGCCUGAGGCUGCUCAACGAAAUCAUAUGCGACUUCGACAAGUUACUCUUAAAACCGAAAUUUAGUUGUAUAGAGAAGAUAAAGACAAUAGGAAGCACGUACAUGAUUGCGUCAGGGCUGAGUCCCGGGAAAGAAGAGCAGAUCGAUGCGAAUACACGGGAGGAGCACACGGUCGCGAUCCUGGUGGAGUUCGCAUUCGCGCUGAUGACCAUACUCGACCAGAUCAACAGGGAGUCGUUCCAACGGUUUAAACUCAGAAUAGGACUAAGUCACGGGCCGGUUAUAGCCGGGGUGGUGGGUGCCCAGAAGCCUCAGUACGAUAUAUGGGGCAACACCGUGAACGUCGCAUCGAGGAUGGACUCCACCGGCAUCAUGGGAAAAAUCCAAGUCACCGAGGACACCGCUAAAGUCCUAAUGAACGCCGGAUACAAAUGCGAGUGUAGGGGACCGACAUACGUGAAGGGCAAAGGGACUCUUGUGACAUACUUCGUGAAAACGCCUAAUGUUGGUUAAGGAGGAUAUUAGUUCUUAAAAAUAUUGUAAUUUUAAUUAAACUUAAAGUAUCAUGUAGCAUAAUUUCUCAAUUUUUCGAUGUCUAGGCAUCAAAGACAAACUGACCAUAGAUUUUUAGUUUUAAAUAAGUAUCUUGUUUUAGUGUUCUUGCCAAAGUUAUUUUUAUAAGUACACAAACUACGAGUUUAGUCUUAUGUAAUAUGUAUGUUUAUUUCAAUUGUUAUUAUUAUUAUUAGUCCUAGGUUAUUAAGCUUAAUUAAUCCGAUUCAAAUAAAAGAAAUACGUUUUGAUAAAUCGAUUUUUUCCAUUCGAACAAUGUGUAGUAAUAACCGAUCAAAAUACUUCUUAAUCCAACUCUUCCUUUACGAUUAUGACCUUUUUGUUCUAAAUGAGCAAACAAGCUCAAAGCCCACCUGUGUGCUUAGUGCGAAUUUUUUAAUGUUCUCGACAGCGUAAAAGUUAGCUCAUAUUUGUAUGGAAUGAAAUCGUUUGCGUACGU